Messenger RNA from Emericellopsis atlantica, 2916 nucleotides. RefSeq names its product armadillo-type protein. The record is from RefSeq and is a predicted model, not a curated record. Gene Ontology annotation, biological process: protein import into nucleus. The coding region runs from base 1 to 2916 and encodes 971 amino acids. NCBI's taxonomy places the organism in Eukaryota, Fungi, Ascomycota, Sordariomycetes, Hypocreales, Bionectriaceae. Gene Ontology annotation, cellular component: cytoplasm; nuclear membrane. Gene Ontology annotation, molecular function: small GTPase binding. The transcript is spliced from 6 exons.
AUGGCCACAAACGGCAGCGAGCCGACCUUCGCGGCAGCCGAUGUGCUCGCGGCGGUCGCGACAAUGCGGGGUGGGCAGCAGGAGAACAAGAAGAAGGCGCACGAGUACCUCGAAAAGUUCCAGAAAUCGAAAGGUUCUUGGGCUACUGUCGUGGGUCUUCUGCAAGAACAGGCGGAUCCUGAGGCUGUCUUGUUCGCGGCCAUCACACUUCGAGGAAAGAUUACCUACGACCUCCAAACACAGGUCCCAGCCGGCGAGCUCGCCGCCCUCCGAAACCAGAUCCUUAUACUGCUCCAGCGGUAUGCGAACGGACCCAAGCCUAUCCGAGUACAGCUAUGCGUUUGUCUGGCAAUCCUGGCCAUCCAAAUGAAGGACUGGAACGAUGUCCUCUCUUCGGUCGUCGAGGCCCUCAGCGGCGGCGAGGGCAGCCACGCCGCCAUCCUCGACUUUCUGCGAGUGCUACCCGAAGAGGUCACCGAAGGUCGCAAAAUCACCUUGUCUGAAGACGACCUUGCAGCCAGGACACAAUCUCUGUUGGCGGACAAUGCCGAACAAGUUGUCUCGCUCCUCAUCAACUACUCUCAGUCAUCGCCGGCCGCUGCGCAGAACCCUCAGCUCAUGGAGUGCUUGACCUCGUGGUUGCGCGAGGUACCGGUCGCGAACAUUGUUAACUCGCCGCUCCUCGACGUGAUCUUCAACGGGCUGACAUCCGACUCUUGCGCGCAAGAAGCCGCCGAAUGCCUCACCACCGUGCUGAGGGAGACGGCCGACGUGGACGAGAGCCGGGAUGUCAUCCAGGUGCUCUUCCCUCGAAUUCUCGCACUCCAGUCACAGAUCAACAAGGUUGUUGAGGAAGAGGACACGGAGCGACUCAAGUCGUUGACCAAGGUGUUUGCCACGGCGGCGGAGUGUUGGGUUGUCGCAAUCGCGCGUCAGCCGGAGCAAUUCAAACCGCUGGUGGGCGCUGUCCUCGAAUGUGCCGCCAAGGACAAGGAGAAGGACGUUAUAGAGUACACCUUCAACUUCUGGUACGAUCUCAAGCAGUACCUAGUACUGGACCGGUACGUGGAGAGUAGGGUCGCCAUGGUUGACGUCUAUUCGCAACUGGUCGACGUCCUCCUCAGCCAGCUACAAUACCCCGAACCCGAGGACGGUAACGAGGCCGACCUGUUCGACGGCGAUCGCGAGCAGGAAGAAAAGUUCAGGGAGUUCCGACACCACAUGGGAGAUACCCUGAAGGAUGCGUGUGAGGUGCUCGGCGUCACUGAAUGCCUGAACAAGGUGCUGAACUCCAUCCAAUCCUGGAUGGGCAAGUAUGCGAGCCAGGCGUCAGGGGCCUCCGUACCGCAUUGGCAGGAGCUCGAGGCACCGCUGUUCGGUGUGCGUGCCCUCGGCAAGAUGGUCGACCAGGAGGAGAAUAUCGUACUGCCCCAGCUCAUGCCGCUGCUCGUCCAGAUCCCUCCUCAUGAGAAGUUGCGCUUCGCCACCAUCAUGGUGCUCGGACGCUACACCGAGUGGACGGCCGCUCACCCUGAAUUCCUCGAGGACCAGUUCAAGUACAUUACGUCUGCAUUUGAAUCCGACUCCAAGGAAAUCACGCGCGCGGCCGCCUUGUCGAUGAAGUUCUUUUGCCAGGACUGCAAGCACCUGUUGAGCGGCCAGGUCCUGCAGCUGCAGACAUUCUACGACUCGGUCCUGGACAAGCUCCCCGACGUCAGCAAGGAGGAGAUCACUGAUGGCGUGGCUAGCGUCGUGGCGGUGCAGGCUUCUGGAGACAUAUACAGUCUGCUCAAGACGUACUGCGACCCCCUGAUGCAGCGUCUGAUGAACAAGGCGAACGUAGCUACGGACGAGGAGAGUAAACUCGCGCUGGCUGACCACUUGCAGCUCUUGACCCUGUUCAUCCAGAACGUCGUCCCGUCGACCAACCCUGGAGAGGAGAAUCCCGCAGUCAAGUACUGGGCGGAGAACUUCAACGUGCUCGCCACUGUCUUGGAGAACUUUGUACAUUUCUCGCCCAUCUGCGAGAGGAUCUGCCGCUGCUGGAGGAACAUGGUCAUCUCGUACCGGACAUCGAUGGCCAGCCUGCUCCCCAGCUUGGCCAACAAGCUCGCGCAAGGAUUCAGUGCUUCUAGGGAGGGCUGUUUCUUGUGGGUCACUUCGGCCAUCCUUCGUGAGUUCUCCGAGGACCGCGAGCAAGUUGAGCCGAGCACGACCAACGACAUUUACCGAUUCUUCGAGGCGCAGACUACGGUCUUCCUGGAAGCACUGUCUGCACUGCAACCUCGGGAGCUGCCCGAUGUCAUUGACGACUUCUUCCGCCUGAUGAUCGACGCCCUCCUCUACUACCCUCAACGUCUGGUGCCGUCCCCCUUGAUGGGCCCCAUCUUCGAGGCCGCCAUCUACGCGCUGACUCUGGAGCAACGCGACCCCCUCUCAUCGACACUGCACUUCCUGAGAGACCUUCUUUCCUACGGUGGUGACAACCCUGCCAGCAGCCACAGGAUACCGGAGCCGGAUAGGUUGCAGCUCCAACAGCUUGUGAAGCAGUUGCUUGCGCAGAAUGGAUACGGUCUGGUGAAGCAGAUCAUGGCGGGCAUGAUGAUCACCUUCCCCGAAGAUUGCUUCGCGGAUGGCAGUGGAGUACUGCUCGCUCUGUUCGAGCUUCUGCCCCAGCAAACCACGGAGUGGGUCUCCCAGACGAUCCACCUCCUGCCCGAGGGCACCGUGUCACCAGCUGAAGCUGAUCGCCUGCUGGUGAAGAUCAAGGAGAAGCUGCAGCGUCCCGAAGAAGGGGGUAUCCGGGGUGUGCGCGUGCUGCUGCAGGACUUUACCAACACCUACAGGCGGCGCAACGUGGCGCCGAGGGACGGCCUGGGCCAGCUCGAGGCCUCGCGGUUCCAAUUCUCCGGUUGA